GGGGCUCCAGCCCGGAUGUCGCCAUCUUUAACACAAGUCAUGUCUGCCCCUGGCUCUGCGGUGUCUGGGACCACGGCGUCGGUUCUGCAGCCGCGGUGGAAACGGGUCCUCGGAUGGUCCGGCCCAGUUCCCCGGCCCAGGCACGGACACAGGGCUGUGGCUAUAAAGGAGCUCAUGGUCGUCUUCGGUGGUGGGAACGAAGGAAUUGUGGAUGAAUUACACGUAUACAACACCGCAACAAACCAGUGGUUUAUCCCGGCGGUCCGUGGCGAUAUACCCCCUGGUUGUGCUGCGUAUGGUUUUGUCUGUGAUGGCACAAGGUUGCUGGUGUUUGGAGGAAUGGUGGAGUAUGGGAAGUACAGCAACGAUCUCUAUGAGCUACAGGCCAGCAGAUGGGAAUGGAAAAAAUUGAAAGCUAAAAACCCGAAGAAUGGGCCCCCUCCUUGUCCCCGUCUUGGCCACAGUUUUUCCCUGGUUGGCAACAAGUGCUACCUGUUUGGUGGAUUGGCCAAUGACAGUGAGGACCCAAAAAACAACAUUCCCAGAUACCUAAAUGAUCUAUACACACUUGAGCUUCGCGCUGGCUCCAGUGUGGUUGGAUGGGAUAUUCCAAUCACAUACGGAGUUUUGCCUCCUCCGCGUGAGAGCCACACUGCUGUGGUUUACACAGAAAAGACAAGCAGGAAAUCUCGCCUGAUAAUCUACGGAGGGAUGAGCGGAUGUCGUCUCGGAGAUCUGUGGACACUCGAUAUUGAUACCCUGACAUGGAACAAACCAUCUGUAAACGGCACAGCACCGCUUCCCAGAAGUCUUCACUCUGCCACCACCAUCACAAACAAGAUGUACGUUUUUGGAGGAUGGGUUCCUCUGGUAAUGGACGACGUCAAAGUGGCCACACAUGAGAAGGAGUGGAAGUGCACAAACACUCUAGCCUGCCUAAAUCUUGAUUCCAUGUGUUGGGAGACAGUGUUGAUGGAUACUCUUGAAGACAACAUCCCCAGGGCUCGUGCUGGUCACUGUGCUGUGGCCAUCAAUUCCAGACUCUAUGUUUGGAGUGGCCGUGACGGUUAUCGUAAAGCUUGGAACAACCAAGUCUGCUGUAAAGACCUCUGGUACCUGGAAACAGAGCGACCACAUGCCCCUGCCCGGGUGCAGUUAGUCCGUGCCAACACAAACUCUCUGGAGGUGAGCUGGGGUGCUGUCUCCACUGCUGACACCUACUUACUCCAGCUACAGAAGUAUGACAUCCCUGCAACUCCAGCUGCAGCCUCACCAGCCAUGAGCACAGCCCCCACGCAGCCUGUGAACUCUCCAAAGAGCCCUGCACUGGCUGCAGCAGCACCCUCCGCUCAGAGCCUGCCACAGACAGCCGUUUUGAAAGUUGCAGCUCAGCAGUCUGCAACAGGCACAUCUGUUGUUACAGUCCGCCCCAGCCAGCCUGGGAAAUCCCCCGUCACUGUGACAUCUCUUCCUCCAGGUGUCCGAAUGGUAGUGCCUGCCCAGACCACCCAAGGAUCGCCAAUUGGCAGUAGCCCUCAGAUGAGUGGCAUGGCAGCUUUAGCUGCAGCAGCUGCAGCAACACAGAAGAUCCCACCCUCCUCUGCAGGCACUGUCCUAAAUGUUCCUGGGGGUGCCACCAUACUCAAGACGGUAGCCGUUUCCCCCGGCACAACCACAGUGAAAAUGGCUUCACCGGUCAUGGUCAGUAACCCGGCCACCCGGAUGCUGAAGACUGCUGCAGCUCAGGUGGGCACAGCAACUGCAUCCUCUCCCACCAACACCAGACCCAUCAUCACUGUGCACAAGUCUGGUGCAGUCACGGUCGCCCAGCAGGCCCAGGUGGUAACCACUGUGGUGGGAGGCGUCACCAAGACCAUCACCCUGGUCAAGAGUCCCCUCACUAUGGGCGGCAGUGGCACUCUGAUCUCCAACCUUGGCAAGAUGAUGUCUGUGGUACAAACCAAGCCGGUGCAGACAUCAGCUAUCACAGGCCAGGCUUCCACCAACCCUCUCACACAGCUCAUACAGACAAAGGGUCAGCUCCCGGCUGGCACCAUCCUGAAGCUGGUGACCUCUGCCGAUGGCAAGCCCACCACCAUCAUCACCACUUCCCAGGCAGGGGGCACAGGAAACAAGCCCACUAUCCUCAACAUCAGUGGCGUCUCUCCCACUACCACCAAGCAGGGCACUACCAUCAUUAAGACUAUCCCCAUGUCAGCCAUCAUGUCCCAGUCUGGAGCCACAGGUCCAAACUCACUCACGUUGGCUGCGUUACAACGACACGCCUCAACAGCCUGUGUAACAAGCAGUGCAGGCAUUAAAACGCCUAUCACAAUUCUUACUACAAAGGUGAUGACCACUGGAACUCCUGGUAAAAUCAUCACUGCCGUUCCCAAACUUGCUACUGCAGCCGGCCAGCAAGGAUUGACACAGGUGGUUUUGAAGGGUGCUCCCGGACAACCAGGAACUAUUUUGCGUACUUUGCCCAUGGGCACAGUGGGUGGCGUUCGACUUGUUACACCAGUGACGGUGUCUGCUGUGAAGCCAACUGUCACCACUCUGGUUGUGAAGGGGACGACUGGUGUCACCACCCUUGGAACAGUCACUGGCACAGUCUCCUCUAGCCUGGCAGGAGGCACUGUGGACAGCUCCAACGCCUCCCUUGUUACCCCCAUCACCACACUAGGGACCAUUGCUACCCUGUCCAGCCAGGUCAUCAGCCCAGCUGCCAUAACUGUGUCAGCUGCUCAGACCAGCCUGACUUCUGCCUCCUCACUGCCCUCCUCUACCAUGACAGUGCAGAACCAGCCAACCCAGGUGACUCUGAUCACAACUCCCAGUGGAGUAGAAGCCCAACCAGUGCAGGAUCUACCAGUUUCCAUCCUGGCUUCACCGACCUCUGAGCAGCCCAGUUCCACUGAGGCUGGAGCAGCUGGUGAAGGUUCAGGGACCGUCACCCUGGUCUGCUCUAACCCCCCCUGUGAAACCCACGAGACGGGAACCACCAACACAGCCACCACCUCCUCUGCUACAAUUGGAGGCGGACAGGUCUGUUCUAACCCACCGUGCGAGACCCACGAGACGGGAACCACCAACACAGCCACCACCUCCUCUGCUACAAUUGGAGGCGGACAGGUCUGUUCUAACCCACCGUGCGAGACCCAUGAAACAGGAACCACCAACACAGCCACAACUGCGUCCUCGAACAUGUCAGCGCUCCGCGUGUGCUCCAACCCGCCAUGUGAGACCCACGAAACUGGGACAACUAACACAGCCACCACAGCAUCCUCUAACAUGGGAGGGGUCCCACAGGUGUGCUCCAACCCACCCUGUGAGACCCACGUGACGGGAACCACCAACACAGCCACCCAGGCAGCAUCCAACAUGAAUGCAGGUCAGACGGGCACCUCGCAGAGCUCGUGCUCCAACCCACCCUGCGAAACCCACGAGACGGGGACCACCAACACCCCCUCCACAGCCACCUCCAGUAUGGGAAGUGACCAGACCAGCACAGCAUCGGGCCAGGUACAGAGGGUGUGUUCCAACCCGCCCUGCGAAACCCACGAGACGGGGACCACCAACACCUCGUCCACGGCAACCUCCAGUAUGGGAGGUGACCAGACCAGCACACCAUCGGGCCAGGUCCAGAGGGUGUGCUCCAACCCGCCCUGCGAAACGCACGAGACUGGGACCACCAACACGGCCACUACUGCCACCUGCAACAUGGAGACAGGCGAAGGCACAGCCCAGCAGACAGAGGAAGAAAGCGAAGGUACCAGCAGCACAGAAGUGGCCUCUACCACUGCAACAACUGGCACGGUCACCAACACCCAGGGCAGGGCCAUCACUACUGUCACACAGUCUACACCAGCCCCUGGACCCUCUGUACCGUCGAUUUCAUCAAUCACAGAGGGCGGGAGUACUGCCGCCAGCUCCACAGAGGAACCAAUGCAGACUGACGAGGCAGCAGCAGCAGAAGCUGCACCCGCCGAGGAGGCAGCUACAGCUAUGGAGACACAAGCAGAAGGAGAAGCGGCAGCAGCAGCAGCAGCAGCAGCAGCAGCAGCAGCAACAGAUUUGAACCUGCCCUCCGAGCUGAUGUCUGAGGGUCAGGGAGCCACGCUCAUGGUGACGGGGCUGUCGGACGAGGAGCUGGCUGUGACCGCAGCAGCAGAGGCCGCCGCCCAGGCUGCAGCCACUGAAGAAGCCCAGGCCCUCGCUAUCCAGGCUGUCCUCCAGGCAGCCCAGCAGGCUGUGAUGAAUGAAAGCGAUUCCACUGGGGAGAGCCAGCAGCCCACCACCAUCCCAAUCAUGCUGACCCAGCAGGAGCUCGCUGCACUGGUACAGCAGCAGCAGCAGCUGCAGGAGGCGCAGGCUGCGGCCCAGCAGGCCACCGUGGACACGAGCUUGCCCACCGAGGGUCUGGCCCCCGCCGACAGCCUCAAUGACCCGUCCGUGGAGAGCAACGGACACAACGAGAUGGCUGCCGCAGUCACCAGUGCCGUCGCAUCUCUGCUGCCGCGCACCACUGCUGAGACACUUGCUCCAUCAAGUACCUUUGCGCCAUCUGUAGCGGUGGCAAGUCCAGCCAAGCUGCAAGCAGCAGCUGCUCUUACAGAGGUCGCCAAUGGCAUCGAGGGAGAGAAGCAGGCGCCUCAGCCAACUCCGGUGAAACCCGUCGUGAAGAAAGAGAAUCAGUGGUUCGACGUCGGAAUCGUAAAAGUGACAAACAUGGUUGUCACCCACUUCUAUGUGCCAGCAGAUGAUUCUCACGGAGAUGACGAUUCUGGCGUCAUGCCAGACUACAGCCAGAUGAAGAAAAUGGAGUUGCAGCCGGGAACGGCAUAUAAGUUCCGCGUGGCCGGAAUCAACGCUUGUGGUCGCGGGUCUUUCUCGGAGAUCUCUGCUUUCAAGACUUGCUUACCAGGUUUCCCAGGGGCCCCUUGUGCCAUCAAAAUCAGCAAGAGCCCAGACGGCGCCCACCUUACCUGGGAGCCACCCUCGGUCACAUCAGGGAAGAUCAUCGAAUAUUCUGUGUACCUGGCCAUCCAGAGCAACCAGACAGCUGAAGCCAAGGCCUCCACCCCGGCCCAGCUAGCCUUCAUGCGAGUGUACUGUGGACCCAACCCCUCGUGCUUGGUGCAGUCGUCCAGCCUCUCCAAUGCCCACAUCGACUACACCACCAAGCCUGCCAUCAUCUUCCGCAUCGCCGCCCGCAAUGAGAAGGGUUACGGUCCUGCCACUCAAGUCCGAUGGCUGCAGGAAUCUGGCAAAGAUGCUGCCUCUGCAAAACCGGCCCCCAAAAGACCAGGCACCUCUCCUGAUACUAAGGCUACUGGUCCAAAGAAAGCAAGGACGGAUCAGUGAGGUCGCCCAGAGACCCCUCCCAGUCUUUUGUCCUUUUUCCACUUGCUGUCCUUUUAUCAGGAAGACUGACCUUCACCCCUCCUCCACCACCUCAUCCUCAUCCUAAUCUCAUCUUCCACCCUCAAGUCUCAGAUCAAGACAGCAGUGGAGGCAGAACAACCGAAUGAAGCCGAAGUUGAAAGUCAAUCUGAGAGAUUUUUCUGUAGAUAAAAAACCUCCUUCCUCCUCGUUCUGUUGGUCGUACUAUUUUUAGAGCAACACAAACUUAGAAGCACAUUAUCUUUUUCAGUCACAUCCUCUUCCAUCCUUUAACAUCUAUUUUUGGCUUGUUUCAGUAGUUGAGCAGUAUAGAGAAGCAUUUACAUCUUUUCACAAACUGGGAGUCAGCCUGAGCGCAAUGUUACCUUUUUUUUGUAUUUGUUUUCUGAAUCCUGGGGGGAUGUAGACAGAGACUACAUAAAAUGAUGUACAGUGUUGAAAAAGGCUGCGGAGGCAUUAGUUUAGACAAGAGGAAAAAAUCGGUAUGGAAACAAAUAAAGCACUUGUCCUCAAUGAACGAGGACAUCCAAUUUUUUUUCCUUUCUUUUUGCUCAAAACAAAUUUGCAUCAUCAAGAACCAAGUCUGUAUAGUCAUCGUACUGGACUCCAGUCUCCUGGUAAUGUCAUCACUGUGCGCUUCUUACCCCGAGAUGAGGACUGGUGGCCGACACUUCGAAGUGGACAAAAAAAAACAGAACGACAAAGGAAGAGAUUUGUAGAAAACCAACGACAGACUUUGCUAGAACUGAGACUUGCAGCACACAGAAAAAAAAAAUCUUGCAAAAAACCUUCCCAAAAAAUUAGCAAGCAAUGACGCAGAUCUUUUGUGUAGUUUAUUUUUGUAUUUUUUAAGCUUUUUUUUUUUCUCUCCUGUGUGUACGUGUAUGUUGUGUGCAUUUUUAAAAAGCAUCACUUUUUUUAACUGUUGUUCAUCCCCAUAGUUUGUGUUCGUGGGAAGAUGGGUGGCUGCGUUGAGGUUGCCACUAUAUUUUUAAAAGAAAAAAAAAAUCUUCAUUCAGUUGGCCGUAUGUUCCUGUUGUUGACAGACGGUGGCGAAAGAGAGAAAGACUUUUGUAUCUGUUCCAAGUAGAACCGCAGAGGUUAUAGGACUGAAGGGAACUUUGAAGUGGACCCAGGGAGAGGACAGUUUUUGACUUUUGUUUACUACUCAAUGCUUGUGUUGCUCUGUUUUGCCAAACAUGGAAUUUCUCGGAGGGGGUAUGUGGAAAAUCAAACAUGAUCUUUUCAUACCCCCCCCCCCCCCCCCUUAAUAUCCCAGUCAGUUGUCCUACGCUUUUUAUGCUCAUGAAUGUGGUGUCUCACCUCUUUCUUUAAUUUUUAGAAUGGCAAAUUAUAUUAGUAGACCUAUUUUCCCAAUCCUUUUUGAUGUAUGUGAAUCCAUUUAAUAAAUUUUAAUUUUUUUCCUUC
Messenger RNA from Scophthalmus maximus (turbot), 6834 nucleotides. RefSeq names its product host cell factor C1a (gene hcfc1a). Gene Ontology annotation, biological process: chromatin remodeling; regulation of DNA-templated transcription. Lineage: Eukaryota; Metazoa; Chordata; Actinopteri; Pleuronectiformes; Scophthalmidae. The transcript has 28 exons. Gene Ontology annotation, cellular component: histone methyltransferase complex. Gene Ontology annotation, molecular function: protein binding; transcription coactivator activity. Bases 16 to 5367 code for a protein of 1783 amino acids. The record is from RefSeq and is a predicted model, not a curated record.